UUCAAUUUCACUUUAAAUUUCAAUUCAUAAUCAACAGAGCAGAGACCUGGCUAGUACACUAUUGGAUAUUGAUAUUCUAAAUGUACAUCGCGUAACUGUGGUGGGAGACCAUGUGAUCCUGAUACUGGAAUCUGUGAACCAUGUCCACAUCGCUAUUACAACGACGGGGGAAUCUGUAAACCAUGCCCAGAUGAACAUUAUAUUAAUUAUAUGGGAAUCUGUAAACCAUGUAAUGUAAAUUGCAAGGAGAGUAAGUGCAAUAUUAAUGGUACAUGUAGAUAUGGGUGUAUUCCUGGAUUGUAUGGUACGUAUUGUCAGAAGUUGUGUAGUUCAAACUGUAAAUCCAACCUGUGUGAUAACAAGGGUAUAUGUGAUCAUUGUAAAGAUGGCUUCUAUGGUGAUAUAUGUGAACGUAUCUGUCCUAAUUGUAAGCCCGGUGGUUGUAAUAGGGAAAAUGGUGUAUGUAAAAAUGGUUGUAAAGAUGGAUUCUAUGGACGCGAUGGAACAUGUAUGAAAAGGUGUGAGAAUUGUAACCCUGGUGGAUGUCAAAUGAAUAAUGGGACUUGCUUUAAUGGGUGUAAGGAUGGUAUUGUUGAUGCAAGAUAUGGGAAUAAGUGCUCUACAUGUGACGAUGGCGGUUGUAAACAUGAUGGCUUUUGUAUUAAUGGAUGUAAAGAAGGUUUUUAUGGUAGUGACGGAUUGUGCUUGAGGGUAUGUCCUAACUGUCAACCAGGUGGGUGUAGUAAGGAUGAUGGUGUUUGUAAUGUUGGAUGUAAUGAAGGUUGGUAUACAGAUACAUGUGAUAGUAUGUGCAGUAGUUAUUGCAAGAGCGGGUGUAAUAAAACAGAUGGAUACUGUAAUGCAUGUUCUUUCGAAAAAUAUUAUGGAAUGUUCUGUAAUAUCGCUUGUAGUUGUACAUGUAGAGGAGGAUGUGAUAGAGAUGGCAUAUGUUAUAAUUGUACUGAGGGAUAUUAUGGUGAUAAUUGUAAGUUGGUCUGUAGUUCUACAUGUAGAGGAGGAUGUGAUAGAGAUGGCAUAUGUUAUAAUUGUAUUGAGGGAUAUUAUGGUGAUAAUUGUAAGUUGGUCUGUAGUUCUACAUGUAGAGGAGGAUGUGAUAGAGAUGGCAUAUGUUAUGAUUGUACUGAGGGAUAUUAUGGUGAUAAUUUUGGUCUGUAG
Messenger RNA from Patella vulgata (common limpet), 1176 nucleotides. Its product is annotated as cell death abnormality protein 1-like. The record is from RefSeq and is a predicted model, not a curated record. Lineage: Eukaryota; Metazoa; Mollusca; Gastropoda; Patellidae. The transcript has 3 exons. The coding region runs from base 211 to 1176 and encodes 321 amino acids.